Molecule: messenger RNA, 1432 nt
Organism: Cornus florida
Lineage: Eukaryota; Viridiplantae; Streptophyta; Magnoliopsida; Cornales; Cornaceae
Product: protein-tyrosine-phosphatase IBR5
Exons: 5
Coding region: 373-1167 (264 amino acids)
Biological process (GO): protein dephosphorylation; abscisic acid-activated signaling pathway; auxin-activated signaling pathway
Cellular component (GO): nucleus
Molecular function (GO): protein tyrosine/serine/threonine phosphatase activity; MAP kinase phosphatase activity
Source: RefSeq, a predicted model, not a curated record
AUAUGCAACAAAAACAAACAAAAACUGGUUUUGUGGCCUAUGAUUCACCACUCUAUUAAAUAUAAUAUUAAAAAACGUUUUGUUACCCCCAAACAAAUCUCAAUUUCUGAAUUAAGCAAUUUGAUACAAACCCAAUCUCAUCAAGGUUUAGCCGCAACCCUUUAAAACAAAAAUCUUUUCCAUCUAAACAGUACCUGGCCAUAUACUCUCGCACCUAUUACCCAGACAAUCAUCACCAUCAUCACAUACUUUGUGUUCAAAUCCUAGUACAUCUAGGCUCUCUCUAUAGCCCAAGUCUUUCUUGAUUUGGAUUUGCCAUUGUUUUUAUAUAUUGAAGCUUCGUCAUCCAUCUGGGUCUGAGAGCCAAUCGGUAUGAGGAAGAGAGAGAGAGAAAACCCUUGUGGAAUUUGUGGGCACUACCACAAGUACGAAGAAGGAGAGGUUUGUGGUAUCUGCGGACACCGGAUGUCCGUCGUGUCUGAGAAAUCCUCGAUUCAGGUUAGCGCUUUCCCAUCGGAGAUCUUGCCGGAGUUUUUAUAUCUCGGAAGCUAUGACAAUGCGUCGCGGUCGGAACUUCUCAAAACCCAGGGGAUUUCUCGUGUUCUCAAUACAGUUCCUUCCUGUCAAAAUCUCUACAAGAACUCUUUCACUUAUCAUUGCCUCCAAGAUGACAAAACUUUACAGUUUGAUGAUGGUAUCCAAUUUAUAGAGCAAUGUGAAAGGGACAAGGCCCGUGUUCUGGUGCAUUGCAUGUUAGGGAAAAACAAAUCGCCAGCUGUUGUGAUAGCUUAUCUGAUGAAGAGCAAAGGUUGGAGACUUGCACAGAGUUACCAGUGGGUAAAAGAGAGGAGACCAUCUGUUGAAUUAACACAAGAUGUCUACCAGCAGUUACAGGAGUAUGAACAGAAGAUCUUUGCCAUGCCAGUCUUGCAGUCUACAGGUGUGCCAUCUUUCAGCUUUGGCUUCCCAAAGCCUAACGAUUCAGUUCCCAUCCCUGCUUUUAACAGUAUUGGUGCUACAUCCAUAUUUGCCCGACCAACUUUGGACAUGGGACAUGAGUUUACUUUUGGAGCUGGGCAGAGUCAGAACAAUAAUACUUCUGAAGACCCUUUUGGGGCAAAACCAUCAAAUCCAAGUGGUAAUGAUAUUUCCAUGGAUGGUUCUUGAUUGCUUUACAUCUUAUUAUUCCUUUGCGACAUCAUCAAUCGUGGAUCAGAAGUCAAAUAGGUUCUAACAUGGACAAGUUUUAAUCUGAGUUUGGAUGUAAAGUGAGAAGAAAUGCUCAGACGUUUUUUUUUUGGUUUAUGAGGUUUGAUGUAUCAAUACACUAUGGUGUUCGUGCCUUGAAACAGAUGUUAUUUAAGUGGAAGAAUCUCAUUGCUUAAUACCAUACAAGAUUAAUAAAGAAGUUUGUGGUUAAUGUUUUCCUGAA